Molecule: messenger RNA, 2647 nt
Organism: Ziziphus jujuba (common jujube)
Lineage: Eukaryota; Viridiplantae; Streptophyta; Magnoliopsida; Rosales; Rhamnaceae
Exons: 1
Coding region: 276-2402 (708 amino acids)
Source: RefSeq, a predicted model, not a curated record
GGUCACGUUGAGAUGCUAGUCCUGCCAAAGGAGGAAAUCGUGUGUAAAAGAAUCACACAUUGUUUCAUCUUUAUGUCUUAUUUCUUAAAACAAGCAAAGCAAAGUAGCAAGCAGAAUUCACGCCAAAAAUCCACUACCCAAAAACUUUCCAAGGCAUCAAAAAAUCAAAUGCGUUGUUGUAUAUAUUAAUCUCCAAAUCAAUCUGUCAUAUCUAUUAUAUACCCACCCUCCUUUUCUGCAUUUCUCAAUAGUUGUUCCAACACGUUUCCAAUUCCAUGGCUAACGAAACGCAAUCAUUCUUUCGCUUCCAUUGGCUCCGGCGACCAAAUCCAACUCCACAAUCCCGACCCACCCGACCAACUAAGGAAACCCGAACCCCGGCCCCAAUGACCGCAGCUCUGGCCGGUCAACGACCCGCUUUUAGUCCCAAGGGGAUCGCCCCGACUCAGCCACCUCCUUCCCAACCUUCUAAAACUGAACCUCAAGACCAGCCUGCCUCUCAACCGCCAUCAGAGUCCCGCGUGACUUCUCAGCCUCCAUCACCACCACGUGCGCCCAAAGAAUCACGCGCCACUUCUCAGCCUCCUUCACCGUCACAUGCACCCAAGUUAUCACGCGCCACUUCUCAACCCUCAUCUCCAUCCCGUCCGAAAACCCGAACCCCAUCGUCUCCAUCACGUGCUUCCUCUGGUUCCCCUUCCAAAUCUCCUUCUAAGCCUCAACCAGAUUCCCGAACGGUGUCGUCUCAACCUCAAUCCCCAUCCCGUCUGACAUCUCAAUCUGUACGCAGCACGACUUUGUUGCAAGUCACUUCUCCUUUUCGGUUACAACCAAAGGCUGAAGUGGUAUCUGAGACCCCGGCAUAUAAAGAAGGUUCGAAACCUCAAUCCUCUGAGACUCAACGAGAAGAAAAGGUGGCGGAGUCUCAGCCACCAUUACAACAACCUCAAAUGAAGAUGGAAGUCGCACCCGACAAGACCCAGGUGGCAAAGGAUGAAAGUCCCAAGAAAACCACUUCUCAAGCUGAUAAUGGUGGUGAAAAAGUCACUGCUCAAGCUUCUGACUCUGUAGCAACACCUUCGCCAUCUCAACAAGAAGAUAAAGCUGCAGUAUCUCAACCAGCAUUGACCCAGGUCCCAAAGACUGAAAGUCCCAAGAAAACCACUUCUCAAGCUGAUAAUGAUGGUGAAAAAGGCACUGCACAAGCCUCUCAACAAGAAGACAAAGCUGCAGUGUCUCAACCAGCAUUGCAGGAAUCUCAACCAAAGAUUGAGAACACGCCUGAGCAGACUUCCAUUAGUCCCCUGAAAACCACUUCCCAAGAUGAAGAUGAUAGAAAGGCAACAAAGGCGCCUGCGAUAUCUCCCAAAGAAGUUGUAGAAUCAACUGGAGAUCAGAAGACUCUUUCAAAGCUGGAGGGAGAAUCGAAGCCAGAAAGAGAAGAAGAGGAGGAGAAAACUGUGGAAGUAUUACCCAAGGAAGAAAAGACAAAAAGCCCAGCUUUUGGACGACCAGUUCAGAAACCCGUCCCUCAACAUAUUCCUACGGUAACAACAGGUCGCCGAAAACACACCAGAGACCCGGCGAUUGUUGCAUUUCGAGAAGAGAAAAGGCCGCAGAAGCAAGAAACUUCGGACGAGAAGAACAAAGUAGCCACUACCACCACCACCACCAGUUAUACUGGGAGACAAAUCAAAACUGUCAGUUCAUCAGGUAAUACAUCAAAUACGUCAUUUCAUAAGCCCUUUUCGUCUGCUGCCGAUGAACCAGCUCCGAGGCAGAAGGAGAUCAAGGAAGAUAUUUCUAAGCUUGUUCAUAAGCUGACGACUGAGCACCACUUGGUUGAGAGCCCAGUUAGUGUCAUCACCCUAACAGGCGAAAACAGAGGAGCUUCCAUGAACGUGAGCUCAGAACCAGCUAAGAAGGAGGAAUCAAUCCAUAUUCAUCGGGGUUACAAAUUAAACCCGGAUGACAGCGCUGAAUCUACCACUGAUGGAGAGGUUAAUAACACCCAAGGAAGAAGGUUUAAAGACCAUCUGAGUAAAGAAGCCCCGCCAGUAAAGGCUUAUGCUAACAGCAACGUACAGAGUAUCAAUAACUCUAUUGUCUUCAACGCUUCUGUUAAUGGAAGGAAUCCUGGUAUUCAUCUUGAAUUUUCUCAAGACGAUGCAGAACCCACCGGGAUAAAUGGAAGAUCACAGUCCCACCAAGCAAGCAGGGCUGAAAUCUCCAUAACCCCUUCUGAGAAGCUCACUCAUGAGCACACUGUCAAACGUCGAUGUCUCAGAGGACUCCUUCUGGAAUCAAGUGACUCAGAACCAGAUAAUCCCAAAAAGCCUCGACACCAUGGUUGCCGUUAUGGUUGCUUCGAAAACAAGAAGGAUAAAGAGUUUGGGGCUUAAUCAUGUAAAUAUCAUACAUCAUAAAAUAUGCCAACCCAGGAAAUGGCAUGCGUUACAUAACCAUAAUGUCUAUACAAACAAAUGAUGUUUUAAGGAAUAGAGUAAUUAUUACAUUAAUACAUAAUAAUGUGUUGUAGGCUAACAACAUCCAAGCGAAACAUCCAUUGUGUCAUGCUUUGAUUGUAAUUUAGUGUUUGCUUCUUUCUGUUAAGGAAAAGAUACCACAUACUGUAUCAAUUGAAUUA